This is a messenger RNA of Lobosporangium transversale, 1045 nucleotides long. RefSeq lists its product as hypothetical. Lineage: Eukaryota; Fungi; Mortierellomycota; Mortierellomycetes; Mortierellales; Mortierellaceae. The transcript has a single exon. The record is from RefSeq and is a predicted model, not a curated record. Bases 354 to 596 code for a protein of 80 amino acids.
UUGGCCUUAACCUUUUCAAAAGACAAAGAGAACUCUCUUUUUCUCCGUGUCUCUCAUCGGAUCUAACCUAUUGCUCAAGCAUGCAAUUGGCACAAGGUAAAUAAAUGAAGGCUACGGGUUUAUUUGUCUGAACAUAAGAACAAGGACGGCGUUUAUUUGCUCAUUACUGUCAACGCGCAGCUGUAGGUCAAACAAGACAGCUAUCAUUUGUAUAAAGACGGCUCUUCCUUAGAGAGGCCUCCAACACUAUCAUCCCCAGAGGAGCUGUCUUUGUUCCACUUCUUUGUUUCCUCCCUUCUUCAUCUCGAUUUACCUUGUUUUUCUAUAUUGACUCAAAAGCUAGCAGUACUACAAUGAAGUUGGCUGUUAUUGUGUUGCUUGCCGCGGUAUUGCCAAGUAUGGCUGUUGGAGUAGAGUGGUGCCUCUGCGAACAUCCACGUACUAAAACACUCUGCAGCUCGCACUCAUAUCGAGACCCCAGCAAAAUCGUUGGUGUGAUGGUGCGGGAUAGAGGCAUGUGGUACUGCAAUGUCGGCGACGAUGCAUCUGAAUGGUGGGAGCGAUGCAAGGGAUUCCCUUCCUGCACGACAGUAUGAGGAACUCCUGUAAGCCCAUUUAUUCAACGAUAAACUGAGGUUACUUACUUUGUGCAUAUGCAGAUGUAUUUGUUAACUCAGCCUUAGGGGACCACUUAGCGUCGCUAGUGUGUAUGAGCAAGAACGCCACCACGCCUAGGGGCCCAACAUGCAAGCUACAAACCCGCUUUGAUAUGCACAAUAAAGGAAGUAGUUUGUUUUUUUUACUAAUGUCAAUUUGUUUGGUGGACUUUAUUUCCCAUGGGCCUUAUGUACCAUGUUUUAUUGCAACUUAGAUUUUCACAAAUAUCUUUUUGCCGCGUGGAAUCCCAAAUCUGGAGAAUUAUUUGCCAUGGGCAUCAGGUCUGGUUGUGGUAGUUUCUAGACGAGGCCUCAAUUGGCGAACUUGCCUAUGACUACAAAAAGGCUUUGCAUAAAUAUCCCCCUAACUGUGGAUCUACAGAAUAUCC